Dipodomys spectabilis (banner-tailed kangaroo rat) is the source of this 1107-nucleotide messenger RNA. RefSeq names its product transmembrane protein 41B-like. The record is from RefSeq and is a predicted model, not a curated record. NCBI's taxonomy places the organism in Eukaryota, Metazoa, Chordata, Mammalia, Rodentia, Heteromyidae. Gene Ontology annotation, cellular component: endoplasmic reticulum membrane. The coding region runs from base 31 to 906 and encodes 291 amino acids. The transcript has a single exon.
CGUCGUCUAGCUGAGGUCAGCUCAGCCGCCAUGGCGAAAGGCAAAGCCGCCGAACGGUCGCCAACGGGGGCACUCCACAAGACCCCAGUAGAGGACCAGGCUGCGCGGACGCGGGAUUCCGCGGAGCCGGGCAGCGGAGGCAGUCUGAAGGAAAAAGCCUGUGUGGAAGCGGGGUCAGCAAGAAUGUCACUUCUUAUAUUGGUGUCCAUUUUCUUGUCUGCAGCCUUUGUUAUGUUUUUGGUAUAUAAAAAUUUUCCUCAGCUUAGUGAAGAAGAAAGAGUGAAUAUGAAGGUCCCCAGGAAUAUGGAUGAUGCCAAGGCUCUAGGAAAAGUUUUAUCCAAAUAUAAGGACACCUUUUAUGUACAAGUACUUGUAGCUUACUUUGCUACGUAUAUUUUCUUGCAAACAUUUGCUAUUCCUGGCUCUAUUUUUCUCAGCAUACUCUCAGGGUUUCUUUAUCCCUUUCCACUAGCCUUAUUUCUUGUUUGUUUGUGUUCUGGACUUGGUGCCUCAUUCUGCUAUAUGCUCUCCUAUUUAGUUGGAAGACCAGUUGUAUAUAAAUACUUAACAGAGAAAGCAGUAAAGUGGUCACAACAGGUUGAACGUCACAGAGAACAUCUCAUAAACUACAUAAUAUUUUUGAGAAUAACACCAUUUCUGCCUAAUUGGUUUAUCAAUAUUACAUCUCCUGUGAUAAACGUGCCACUGAAAGUUUUUUUUAUUGGCACUUUUCUAGGCGUUGCACCUCCCUCUUUUGUAGCAAUCAAGGCAGGAACAACACUGUACCAGCUUACAACAGCCGGGGAAGCUGUUUCCUGGAACUCAGUAUUUAUUCUGAUGAUUUUGGCCAUUCUUUCUAUUCUGCCAGCUAUCUUCCAGAAGAAACUAAAGCAGAAAUUUGAGUAAAAAAUUAAAACUAGGUUUUUCUGUCAUCUUCAUUUUCAUCAUCUCAGGAUUAGCAGGUGCAUCCAUUUGUUUUUAAAUAAUCAGUACUCGAAAGAAGUAUUGUUUUAUGGGAUAUUUGUAAAAUAUGUAAUGAUACAUUUUAAAUAAUGCAUUUAAAUGACAAGAGCGCACAGAAUUUAAAAGGAGAAAUUGGCAUACUAA